This is a messenger RNA of Penicilliopsis zonata CBS 506.65, 1774 nucleotides long. RefSeq lists its product as hypothetical. The record is from RefSeq and is a predicted model, not a curated record. Gene Ontology annotation, biological process: tricarboxylic acid cycle. Gene Ontology annotation, cellular component: oxoglutarate dehydrogenase complex. Lineage: Eukaryota; Fungi; Ascomycota; Eurotiomycetes; Eurotiales; Aspergillaceae. The transcript is spliced from 11 exons. Gene Ontology annotation, molecular function: dihydrolipoyllysine-residue succinyltransferase activity. The coding region runs from base 39 to 1415 and encodes 458 amino acids.
UUUGCAUUGCGCCUGUCUACCAUUGAAGCCUAAGCAAUAUGGCUUCUAGAUUACCUUUCCAUCGCUUGCCCAAGCAGCAACUUCUGGCCCUUUCACGAACUACUCGCAGGUGCCCUUCUUCUCAAAGGAAUAUUCACUCAAUUGCGGUUCCAAAGCGCUUGGCCGUCGUGGGCCAGUCUUCUUUGGUUUCUGGCUCUGCUAUAAAACUGCAAACGAAUGUGACGUUGUACGCGGGGCGCCAGGUUCGAGGCUAUGCGGACACUAUUAUCAAGGUUCCCCAGAUGGCGGAAUCGAUCACAGAGGGAACAUUGAAGCAGUUCUCGAAGCAGGUUGGCGAUUUUGUCGAGCGUGAUGAAGAGAUUGCUACGAUUGAAACCGACAAGAUUGAUGUCUCGGUCAAUGCGCCUGAAUCUGGCACCAUCAAGGAAUUUCUUGUGAACGAGGAAGAUACUGUUACUGUUGGACAAGAUCUUGUCAGGAUUGAGGCCGGCGGUGCGCCUUCUGAAUCGAAGAAGGAAGAAGCAACCGAACAGCCCAAAGAGCCUGCUGCUACCAAGGAGACGCAACCCUCGAAGGAAUCGGAGACUUCGGCACCCUCGAAACCUUCCCCUGCACCUGAACCCUCCAAGGCCCCGGCUCCCCAGAAGUCUCAGCCAGAGCCGCCCAAGGCAGCACCUGCCUCUGAGUCAAAACCUACUCUGGGAAACCGUGAAGAAAGAAGGGUUAAGAUGAACCGCAUGAGACUCCGUAUCGCAGAACGCUUAAAGCAGUCUCAGAACACAGCUGCUUCCCUGACGACUUUUAACGAGGUUGAUAUGUCCUCUCUUAUGGAGUUCAGAAAGCUUUACAAAGACGAUGUUCUGAAGAAGACCGGCGUUAAGCUUGGCUUCAUGAGUGCCUUUUCUCGCGCUUGUGUUCUGGCUAUGAAGGAUGUGCCAGCCGUCAAUGCCUCAAUUGAGGGGCCUAAUGGCGGCGAUACUAUCGUUUACCGGGACUACGUAGACAUCAGUGUGGCCGUUGCUACCGAGAAGGGCCUAGUCACCCCUGUUGUACGCAACGCCGAAACUAUGGAUCUUGUUGGAAUCGAAAAGUCGAUCGCAGACCUUGGAAAGAAGGCGAGAGACAACAAACUGACAAUUGAGGACAUGGCUGGAGGAACCUUCACUAUCAGCAAUGGUGGUGUUUUCGGAUCCCUUAUGGGCACGCCCAUCAUCAACCUUCCUCAGACCGCUGUCCUUGGACUGCAUGCCAUCAAAGAUAAACCCGUGGCUGUUAACGGAAAGGUUGAGAUCAGACCGAUGAUGUAUCUUGCCCUGACCUAUGACCACCGACUUUUGGAUGGCCGUGAGGCUGUUACUUUCUUGGUUAAGAUCAAGGAGUACAUUGAAGACCCUCGUCGUAUGCUCUUGGGCUAAAUCGACACCCUAAUUUUCUGAGCUUACCGCUCACUUGUAAGGACGUGAUUUUGUAGAUUAAGGAAUUUUAUCUCAGUUUAGGACACCAAAAAGGGUUCUCAUAGAAAGCCUUGGUUCGAACCAGCUUUUUGGUUUCUUUUAUAGGCUUGAACAAUAUCCUAACAUGUUUUACGUCAUGGACGUGCAGACAAUCCGCGAAAGUAUAUAUUCAUAUAGACUUGUUAUAUGAUUGUCCCCGAAACUGUUACUGUAUAAGUUCUGACCAGUUGUUUGUGGUUAAUUAUGGCGAAUUGACCGGGAGCCCAAUCAAUAUAACACAUGUCAAGGCCCUUUUCUCCUAUUCUAGUAAUUUAGAACUA